Aspergillus aculeatus ATCC 16872 is the source of this 1089-nucleotide messenger RNA. Its product is annotated as FAD-dependent oxidoreductase. The record is from RefSeq and is a predicted model, not a curated record. Lineage: Eukaryota; Fungi; Ascomycota; Eurotiomycetes; Eurotiales; Aspergillaceae. The coding region runs from base 1 to 1089 and encodes 362 amino acids. Gene Ontology annotation, molecular function: FAD binding; D-amino-acid oxidase activity. The transcript is spliced from 3 exons.
AUGACGACCCCCCCAGAACCCGAAACAAUCGUCAUAAUUGGAGCCGGCGUACUAGGCCUCAGCACAGCCCUAUACCUCCAAUCCCAAUCCCAAUCCCACAGCACCUCCUCCAACACGAAAAUCCUCCUCCUCGCCCGCGACUUCCCGCACACCACCUCCCUAAACUACACCUCCCCCUGGGCGGGCGCACACUACCGCCCCGUCCCCGGCACCUCGCCGCAACAUCGCCGCGAAGCCCUCCAAGCCCGCCGCACCUACACCCACCUCAAGACCCUGGCCGCCACGCAACCCGGCGCGGGCGUCGCGCGCUGCCCCGCGGUGGAGCAUCUCGAGCAGCCGCCGCCCGAGUACCUCGAACCAGAAAGUAUACAAGCUGCGUAUGCCAACGUGGACGGGUUCCGGCGCUUGUCGGGGCACGAACUGCCGGAGGGGGUGCGGUGGGGGGUCGAGUAUGAGACCGUCGUCAUAAAUCCGCCGGUGUAUUGUCAGUGGAUGCUUGAGGAGUUUGUGCUACGCGGGGGGGAAGUGAGGGAGUAUACGGUGGGGGAUGUGCGGGAGGCGUUUUUUGUUGGGGCGGGAAGGCAAAGGAAAAGGAGGGUGAGGACGGUGGUGAAUUGUUCGGGGUUGGGGUUGGGGGCGGAUGAGAAGGCUUUUAUUAUUCGAGUUCGGAACCCAUGCGCCGUGACGAUGACCCGCCAGAAUAGUGAUGGGUCGUGGUCAUUCUGUAUCCCCCGGCCGCUGGGAGGCGGCACGAUCAUUGGGGGCACCAAGCAGCCGCAUGACUGGGAUCCGUACCCGUCACCGGACACGCGAGCCCGGAUCCUGGCGAAUGCGGCCAAGUGGUUCCCUUUUGCGGAGGGGAGUGAGGGGAAGUUUGAUGUCAUUCGAGAUAUUGUGGGGCGGCGGCCAGCCAGAGAGGGUGGCAUGCGGAUUGAGGUCGAACGGCUGGAGGCCGGCGAUGGGGAGCGCAACGUUGUCCAUGCGUAUGGGGCUGGUGGACGCGGCUUUGAGAUCUCGUGGGGUGUAGCUGAGGAUGUGUUUAAGCUCAUGGCGGAGCAUGGUCUGGUCCAGCAGAAGGCCCUGCUGUAG